AUGGACUGGGCACCGCCGACACCCGCGAGCCCACCAGCGGCGUACCCGCCCUUGCCCGCCGCCGCCUCGUCCUCGUCCUCGUCGUCGUCGCGCACCGCCUCGACCUCGAGCCGCAACCCGUGGGCCGCGAGCGGCAGCUUCUACCUCGGCGGGUCAGCCGCUCCUUCGAGCAUGGCCACCCGCAAAGCCCCGCCCUUCAAGGGCCGCUCGACCAGCCACCGCACCCUCGCCUCGCCUCCUCCUCCUCGACCUCCUGCACCGCCUCAUUCGACUCCGCCCUCGCCGCCCGUCCUUCUCACCGAGGGCGUCUGCUGCUGCUGCGGCACCACACUGCGCUACCCUCGCCCCAGCCCGAGCUUCCGCUGCACCGUCUGCAACACGGUCGUCGACCUGUCCGACCUCGCUCGCAAGGGCAAAGCCCGCCAAGGCACCCCAGUACCCGACGCGACCCCGGUCACCGAGGCCCAGAUCAUCGACCUCGUUCAGCGCCUCGCCUCGCGGCACUCGGAAACCGACCACGACCUCGCCCACCGCCUCGGCGCCCUCGAGCUCACCGCGCCCGACGACGACCGACAAGACGACCCGGAGGAUACGCUCCUCGCCCUCGUCGCGACGGCGUUCGACAACCUGCCCAGCCUCGAGGCGUCGUUCCGACCCGCGCCCGGACCCUCGACAACCCCUUCGCCCUCACGUCGAUCUCGCCUACCGCGCCACGAUACUCUCGUCGCCCUGUACGACCUCGUGCGCCAUCGUCCAGUCGCCCUCGACCUCCUGCGCGGCCAGGUCGACUCGCUCCUGCGUCGGCCGGGGCCAACGCUCCUCGACAGCGACGGUGCCUGGCUCGUCUCGCUCUUCGAGUGCCCUGUAUUCCUGCCCGAGUGCACGCCCAACCCAGACGAGCGGCGCGAGCUCCUGUCUCGCCUCAUCGGCGUCACCUCGAACCUGCCCAACCCGCUCCACCACGCCCUCGUGACGCACCUCUCGUCGUCCCGGUACCCGCGCACGGCCCUCCUCGACAAGGUCGACGCCCUGUGCAGCUUCUUGUCGUACCGCAUCGGGCGCUGCAUCGACUCGGACGACCUCGGCGCGUACGCCGACGACUGGAUGGUGCGCUCGAGCGCACGUGUCGGGAGCCUCCUUUUCGCGGCCAACGUCAAGACGCGACACGUUGCGCCCUCGACCUUCUACGUCACGCUCGUCGACUCGCUCGGCGAGGCCGCGCUCAUCCAGGACUUUCAGGCGUGGGAGGCCCAGACUGGGCAUUUUUCGCUGUGCCAGUACCCGUUCCUGUUGAGCCUCGGCGCCAAGCUCACCCUGCUCGCGUUUGACGGCGAGCGUCAGAUGAUUGAUCGGGCGGGCGAGGCGUACCGCGCGAGCUUCGGGUCGAGCGAGGCCGAGAGCCCGUUGCUCGUGCUGCGGGUCAGGAGGGAGCACCUCGUCGCCGACAGCCUGCGCCAGAUCUCGCUCAACCGGUUCAAUCUCAAGAAGCCGCUCCGGGUCAAGUGGGAGGGCGAGGAGGGCAUCGACGCCGGCGGGCUCCGCAAGGAGUGGUUCCUCCUCUUGUGUCGACAGCUGUUCGACCCGCAGUUCGGCAUGUUCGUGCCAGACCCCGACUCGAACCUGUGCUACCUCAACCCGGGCGCGCUCGGCAUGGAGGACGACUUCUGGCUCGUCGGCGUCGUCGUCGGCCUCGCCGUGUACAACUCGGCGACGCUCGACCUGCCGCUCCCUCUGGCCAUCUACAAGAAGCUCUCGUUCGAGCCGCUCGGACUCGCCGACCUCGCGCAGGUGCAGCCGGCGCUCGCUCGCGGCCUGCAGCAGCUGCUCGAUUAUGACGGCGCCGACGGGACCGUCGAGGACGUGUUCUGCCGGGCGUUUGUCGGGGCAUACGAGGCGUGGGGCGAGACGGUCGAGGAGGAGCUGGUCGAGGGCGGGAGGGAGGUCGCCGUCACCGAGGAGAACCGCAAAGACUAUGUCCGCCUCCUCGUCGACUUUCUCCUGUCUAAGUCGGUCUCGCCGCAGUUCGACGCCUUUGCCGAGGGCUUCCACGAGGUGUGCGCCGGCAGCGCCCUGUCGCUGUUCAAGGCGCAGGAGCUCGAGCUCGUCGUGCGAGGCUCGACCGAGGCGCUCGACGUCGAUGCGCUGCGGGGCGUCACGGUGUACGAGGGUUUUGCGCCCGACGAGCCGACGAUCGACGCCUUCUGGUCGACCUUCCACGCCUUCUCGCCCGAGCAGCAACGGCGCCUCCUCGCCUUCAUUACGGCCUCGGACCGCCUUCCAGCGACGGGCACGGCGGGCCUCACGCUCAAGCUCCAGUGCUCGGGCGACGACACGGCCCGCCUGCCCUCGGCGAGCACGUGCUUCAACACGCUCAUCCUGCCGCGGUACCGCACGAGGGUCGUCGUGGAGAGCAUGCUCGUGCGCGCCGUCGAGGACAGCGAGGGAUUCGGGCUGCGGUAGACUUUCCCUCUUGUAUCGCUGCAUCGCAUUGCAUUC
Molecule: messenger RNA, 2496 nt
Organism: Rhodotorula graminis WP1
Lineage: Eukaryota; Fungi; Basidiomycota; Microbotryomycetes; Sporidiobolales; Sporidiobolaceae
Exons: 11
Coding region: 1-2460 (819 amino acids)
Biological process (GO): positive regulation of protein catabolic process; protein polyubiquitination; proteasome-mediated ubiquitin-dependent protein catabolic process
Molecular function (GO): ubiquitin-protein transferase activity
Source: RefSeq, a predicted model, not a curated record